Molecule: messenger RNA, 1599 nt
Organism: Pungitius pungitius (ninespine stickleback)
Lineage: Eukaryota; Metazoa; Chordata; Actinopteri; Perciformes; Gasterosteidae
Gene: tcea1
Product: transcription elongation factor A (SII), 1
Exons: 10
Coding region: 121-1209 (362 amino acids)
Biological process (GO): DNA-templated transcription; positive regulation of transcription by RNA polymerase II; transcription elongation by RNA polymerase II
Cellular component (GO): nucleus
Molecular function (GO): nucleic acid binding; zinc ion binding
Source: RefSeq, a predicted model, not a curated record
UAAUGUAUCCCAUUUGGUUUAAUCUGGUAAAUGAGAGCUGGUGAAUAACCGUUCUCACUGCUCGGACGGCUGCCAAAAGGAUCGCGGACUCCGAAACGAUUAGCUCUCCCUGAGGUCAUCAUGCAUCGGCUACUCAUGCCUUGCUGCGCGGCGGAGGGUCAGUGUGCGGUCCCGGUCCCUCAAGUAGACGCCGCCUCCCUCGCUGCGUUCGCCUGUUCUUUCUCGCGAAUUGCUUUCCUAUUAGCUCCCGGUCUAUUGGGUUCAAUCGGACAAGUCAACAUGGGCAAAAAGGAGGAAGACGAAAUCAUCAGAAUAGCAAAGAAGAUGGAUAAAAUGGCGCAGAAGAAAAACGGGGCCGGUGCCUUGGACUUAUUGAAGGAGCUGCGAAGUAUCCCCAUGACUCUCGAGCUGCUUCAGUCCACCAGAAUCGGGAUGUCCGUUAACGCCAUCCGCAAGCAGAGCACAGAUGAUGAGGUAACCUCCUUAGCCAAGGCCUUGAUCAAAUCCUGGAAGAAGCUUUUGGAUGAACCCGGUGGUGGAGAGAAACCUUCGGAUGAAAAGAGGAAAGAGCCAACAACGCCUGUUUCUCCCUCGCAGGGAAGCCCAGAAGCAAAAGAAGAAAGCUCUAGCAGUAACUCCAGCAGCAAGAGUGAGCCUGCUGAAGUUUCCACCAACACGUUGAUCAACACCUUCCCUCGCGCCCCCAGGACCUCCGACUCGAUCAGGAUCAAGUGCCGAGAGUUGCUGGCCGCCGCUUUACAAGCCGGAGAUGAUCAUAUUGCUAUUGGCGCCGAUUGCGAUGAACUGGGAGCACAGAUUGAAGAAGUAAUCUUUCAAGAGUUUAAGAACACAGACCCAAAAUACAAGAGCCGUGUGCGGAGCCGAAUCUCGAAUUUGAAGGACAUGAAGAACCCGAAUCUAAGGAGGACAGUGCUGUGUGGCAGCGUAACGCCCGAGAGGAUGGCUAAGAUGACCGCAGAGGAAAUGGCCAGCGAUGAGCUGAAAGAAAUGAGAAAGAAUUUGACCAAAGAGGCCGUCAGGGACCACCAGAUGGCCACCACGGGAGGCACUCAGACAGACCUGUUCACCUGCGGGAAGUGCAAGGGGAAGUGCUGCACCUACACACAGGUUCAAACCCGCAGUGCUGAUGAGCCGAUGACUACGUUUGUGUUCUGUAACGACUGCGGGAAUCGAUGGAAGUUCUGCUGAAUGUGCGCUGCCCUCCGACAAGUACCACGACUCCUGGACCAGGUUGUCUCUCUGCAACAGAUUGGAGCUUUGUAUUUUUUGUGGACCACCACACGCCAUACAAAGAUGCAACAGGUUACCGUUUGAAUAAAUAUCCUGUUCCUCGAUCUGAGCUCAUUGUCCGUUCCCCAAUGCCCCCCCCCCCCCCGAAAUAUUUUACAAUUGUUAUUAGUUGUUUUUGUCCACUGUCAGAUAUAUGCGGUCAAUCUCGUCUCAUUCUCUUUUAUCUGCAUUUUUUUAUAUGUAGUUUUAACACUUUGGACGAUGUUGUUUUGCUUUUCCCUCACAACAUUGCUUUAUUUAAUUGCCCAAUAAAAUGUACUCCAUUUGAUUAAAAAUAACUGAUUUUUC